ACCAUGGAGAUCAGCUACUUUAUGUAUAAUAUACUUAUUAUCAGGAGAUUACAAUAGGAUUUAUAAUAUCCACAAUAGACGGCGACUAAUAGAUUUAUAUACAUACAACACUGUCCAUACACGCAUGGUCUAUUAUUACAGCUAUUCAUAUUUUUGUAACCCUAAAGACCAGUGUAGCUGCAAUUGGACACAUUUUUAAGUUAACAAAAUGCCUGUUACUAGACCAAAAGGAAAAUCCGGCAAGAAGGAGCAAAAUGAAGUCAGGGGUAUUCUCUCUGGGAAGAACGAAACACAGAAAAUACAAAUUGCCGAAAAGAAUAGAAGAAAGGACUUUCACAGAAAACAAAAUGCUGCCAGUAUAAUACAGAGAAGUUGGCGAAGGUAUAAAAGACAUAAGUUUGAAAUGUUAAGUGCUGUUAAAAAAUCGGUUAUGUUAAAACGUUCACAAAAUACAGAAGAAGAAUGGGAGGAACAAAUAGCUGCUCUUACAAUACAGUUAGCAUGGAGAAAAUAUUACAGACGCAAGCUUCUCAAGGCACUAAAACCCAACAGGAAGUUAUUACGUUCCUGGGAUCCUGAUGUUAUUGCUGCAAAACAACAAGCAUUAGUUCAUGAGAUAUAUUAUAGACAAUACGAGGCUCCAUUUUGGCAUCCUAUACCCAAGAAAGCCAUAAGACCAUUAUGGUCUUCGUGUAUCCCAUCACCCGCUGCUGUAUCGUAUAAUUUUGCCGUAGAUCAGUAUCAUCCUUUAGCUCAAGUAACUUAUACUACAUCAAUAGCUGGUAGUGGAAGUAUUGAAUAUGUAGAGUAACGUCACCAAGAUCUGCAAGACUAACGAUGUACUGGUGCCGAAAAACACACAACCAAACCAUAAAAUAACAUGCGCGAUUGGAUUCAAAUUUCGACAAAAGCUUCCGUGACAUGCAAGAUCGCCUAUUCAGAUUAUAAAUGUGAAUGUAUAAUUUAUAUUGUGUAUCAUCUGGCAUAACCAUGCGCCGUAACAUUUCAUUAUGUUUACUAGUGCAUUUACAACACUUCACCAGAUGUAUGAAUUAUGUAUAUUUGUG
Messenger RNA from Patella vulgata (common limpet), 1067 nucleotides. RefSeq names its product inversin. The record is from RefSeq and is a predicted model, not a curated record. Gene Ontology annotation, molecular function: protein binding. Lineage: Eukaryota; Metazoa; Mollusca; Gastropoda; Patellidae. The transcript has 7 exons. The coding region runs from base 209 to 811 and encodes 200 amino acids.